CAUCUCCAUCUCCAUCUCCCCAAUCUCUCUCCCACCAUCUUCAAUGGCGACGAGGACUCUCGAAGUCACUCUGAUCUCCGCCCACGACCUCAAGAACGUCAAUCGCUUCUCAAAGAUGGAGAUCUACGCUCAGACCUGGCUCUCCUCCGACCCCUGCCACCCCAAUCGAACCUUCACUGACCGCGAUGGCGGCCGGAACCCUACCUGGAACCGCUCCUUCCGUUUCUCCGUCCCCUCCGGCCCCGAACCUGGUCGCGCCGCCCUCCACGUCACUCUCCGCGCUCAUCGCGCCGCCAGCUUCGAUCGCAUCGCCGGCGAGGUUCGCAUCCCUCUUCGCGAUCUCUUCAUCGGCGUUGACGACGGGCCGGGACCGGUGAACGUUGCCAGCUUUCAGGUACGCCGCCCGGGUUUUGUUAAGCCGAAAGGCGUUCUUCUUCUCUCUUAUCGGCUCGGUGCUGUGAUCGCCGCCGCCACGCCGGCUCCGGCUCCAGCUUCUAGUGAAUCAUUGUGUGAUCCCGGUAGUUGGCCUCCGGCUUUCCGGAAGAUCCGACGGCCCGUGGCGGCGGCUGCGGCUUGAUGGGCUGAAUCGGCUCGGCGGUGGUUGCCGGAAUGUUGUAGAAGUGAUGGUAGUUUUGACUGUUUGUUUUUGUAUACAAAAUAAUCAAGUGUUUUUUUUGUUUAUUAAAAAUAAAAUUAAAA
Dioscorea cayenensis subsp. rotundata (Guinea yam) is the source of this 699-nucleotide messenger RNA. RefSeq names its product protein SRC2-like. Gene Ontology annotation, biological process: defense response. Lineage: Eukaryota; Viridiplantae; Streptophyta; Magnoliopsida; Dioscoreales; Dioscoreaceae. The record is from RefSeq and is a predicted model, not a curated record. Bases 44 to 577 code for a protein of 177 amino acids. The transcript has a single exon.